AUGGCAGAGAACCCGAACGAAGAGAAGGAAACCGUCCGAGUGACCUCCUCCUGCUGGUUAAGCAAAAGAAAGAUAAGCAGCCUGAACAGGAACAAGCAUAAAGGAAAGGAGGACGGUUCCGCUGGGGGGAUCAAAAUAAGAGUCCCUAAUUUUAACAUAUGUUUGACGUCCCUAAGUUUUCCAAUUAUAAAGUUAAAGAAUGACUUGGAGCGUAUCAGCGAAAAUAAGCAGAUAAAACGGUUGAGGGAGAACAGAGGAGGCCAGAAGGGGCGCGCGAAUGGCUCUUCUGACAGGAGGGGGGAGGCAACACAGGAGAUGUGCGGAACGUUGGAAAACUGCCACACACGCCAGGGAGGCCCCACCAAUGAUGAUGAAGUCUGCUCCAUGCUACUUCGGAGCAAGGCAUUCAACGAGACGUGGAGAGUUAUGAACAACUACAUGAACUGCUUUGUCUACAACUACGUUAACGAGAUGGUCGAUAGGGAAAUAAACUUUCUGAACAAAAAUUUGUGCCUCCGGGAUGAUAAGGUGUCCCUGCUCAUCGUGAGGACGCAGACUUGCCCCUUCGUGAAUCUGCUACAGUACCGGGCGCUCUCUCAGAAGCUGAAGGAGGUGAAUGGGUGCGUGGAAGGGGUGGCACCGAAUGGGCGAAGAGAUCGCGGAAGGGCGGCGGCGGAUGGGCGAAGAGAUCGCGAAAAGGGCGCCCAUGUGGGGGAUGAAGCCGAAAAAGAGGCACCCGUAGAUGCGGACGAAGCGGCUACCUCCCCGCCAGACAACACAAACACGUUCACAUACAAAACGAUUGACAACCGAGUGCUGACGUACACGCUGCUGCGGAAGCAGAGGCAUGUCACGUCUUGCAUCGUCAACCUCUACACACAUGACAGCGUGGAAAGCAUAAUCAUAAGGAUUAUAAAAAAAAUAAACCGCAAAUGUUUCAUGAAGAUUGACAAAAAUAACAUGAAGGAAUUAUUUCUAAAAAUGGUGAAAAAGAAGAAAACAGUACUGAUCAUAUUUUUAAAAAAUUAUAUCAAAUUGAAGUCUUCCACUUUUAGUGGCCUCCUCCUUUACCUUCUACAUUUGAAGGAAAUCAAUUCAAUAGACAUAAGUGUUAUCAUUACAAAUAAUUGUGUACUCUCCGCAUUAAGCAACUUGGAUUAUUUCGUAAAAAAAAAUGUCCACGUAAAUAUCUGCAAUUUGUACUUAAAUUAUUACCACUUGAUAGAGAAUAUCAUGUUCCAUCCAUUUUUUAAUAACGUCCUAUUUAAGCUAAAAGAAUAUUAUCCAAUUAUCGAUCAUCUUUACUUCUUAAAUCAUGACAUGAGUUUUAUGCAAGUAAAAUAUUUCUUUUACAUGUUUGUACGAGAUUUCUUUGACAAAAAAAUUCUGUCUUUUCUUAAUGCCCCUCUGAUUUAUUUUUCCAAACUUCGAAAAGGGAGAAACAACCUACACGAUCCCUGUCCAGAGGGCGGAGAAAAAUACACCAAAAAGUUUAGCACCUUGAAGGAAGAGAUAUCCAACUAUUUGAAUCAACUUCACGUGGGGGACCUUCAGCAGAAGUUUGUCUUGCUUCUCUACGCGAGUAAUUUUUAUGAGGCGCACCUUAACCAUUUGAAGUGGAAGGGCAAGCACCAUACCAUCUACCUCAUGAGUGAGGUGUGCGCGGGGGGGGAGGGAAGCCCAAAUGUUGGGGAGAAGAGCCAUACUGGGCCGAUUAUCCCCAUCUGUGAAGACCCGGCCGAGGGGCAAAAAACCCUACCAAAUGAGCAGAAUGGUCCCCCUCCCAUGAAGAAGAGGCAGAUCGAAGAGAAACCAACCACAGGGAAGGGGAAAAACAAGAGAGAGCUGCUAACAGAGGAGAAGAAUAACCACAUCCGAGAUAAGCCUCUUCCGACCAGCAAAAAACUUUCCAAAAAGAGGAAAAUAAAAAAUGACUUCUUCUACAACUGCAUAAGGCAUCUCAAUUUUUCGAAAAGUGAUCGGGGAGGGAACUACCAAGGAGAGGAAACCAAUGGGGGGGGGCGUACCAUGGGAGGAAGUGCAGAAAAGGAAGGCACUGUGCAGAAUGGCGUGUCCCCUAUGUGGAAGCAUCCAAAGGGCAAAAGUGAUUUUCCAAACAGAGGGGUUAAUGAAAGCUCCUAUCAUCGAGACCAUCCAAAGGAUGAAAAAAUUUCCAUGCACGAGAUAAUCCAACUGAUGCAGAGGGAUUCCAUAAGGAGGACACUCAAAUCGAGCGACCAUUUCCGAAGCUGUUACUUUCAAAAUUACGUUUCGCGUAAUAACUUGGCCGAAUGUCUGUCCCCCAUGAACAGAAUAGUGAACCGAGAUUUCAUGGACGACUGUAACGUCGUAAAAGUGUAUGUCGUAAAUAACCUCACGGAGCAUAUGAAAGGGGAGCACAACUUCGACGGCCUUGAGGUGCUAAAGAAGGAGUGGAAAAAUAAUGAGUACUGGAAAAUUCAGCAGUACGAAAGUGUGUUGGCGCGGAUGGAAGGGAAAAUUCAGAAUGGAAAAGGGAAAGGGAGUAAAAAAACGGCGCCCCUGGGGAGAGGCGGCCAAAGAGACAACCUGGGGAGAAACCGAAAUGGACAGGUCGACCCCCAAGUGGCCCUCCUCUACCUGCACAAAUGCCUUGCAAAAUCGAUCAGCAAAAGAAUGAUCGCACUUUUGUAUAAAAAAAAAAAAUACAACAUGUGUCUUUCCAUCAUCAACACGAUUUUAAAAAACAUCCCCGCGUACUCCUCCAUGAGAAAAAGAGUCCACAUUCUGAAAGACUUAUUUAAAAAGUACGAGAACAAAUUUUUCAUUUACAACGUGAAUGAUCUCACCAAGGCAAAUGACGAAAUUGAAAAAGAAUUUAAACAAAUGCUAAAUACCAUUUGUGAUAUUUUAUUAAAUCUGUACAUGGGAAAAAUUAAUGUGUUAAAAAAAAUCCUAAAUGAUAUUUCGUCCUUUUUGGAAAGCGUCAAGUAUGUUAUUAAAUUGGAAGAGUACAUAACGGAGAAGGACUUCUCCGGAUUGAAUUUAGAAAUGUUCGUAAAAAAAAUGAACGUUUUAAUCGUCUUCUUCGAUUUUUUUAUCAAUUUGAAGAAAAAAAAAUGCCAAGAUAAAAUCACCCCACACGAAUACCGAAGGGGCAAUUCCAAUCCAGACAGGGGGUCACCAUUGGGGGAAAAUAAUUCCUACUCGCCAAUCAGCACGUAUUGUGGAGAAGUAAAGAAAAUGGGGACUCCCCUGAGGUGUGACGGGACGUAUGAAAUGGGAGAGAAAGGCCACCAACACAGGGGCAUCACCACGGUAGGGGAUGGAAGCCAAAAUGGUAACACACAGAACGUUAGCGAUUGCUUUGGAACGAAGAAGAUCCAUCUGGAUAGCUUCUCCCAGAGCGAGCUUGAAAAUAAUAAAGUGGCCAACCUAUUGAGCAAAAUGAGCGAGUCGGAUAUGGACCUGACUCUGCUCGAAUUUGUCUUCAUCUUUUUUGGCGAAUUUUUCUACUUCCUCCUGAUGCCAUGUGUAUUUCUCCUCCCCUUGGUAAACACAUGUAUCGCACACGACCAUUCCCCUGACGCACAGGAUUUACUAAACAGAAAUUUGCGAAUGAAGAUUCUGCACGUUCUUUACCACAACAAGUUAGAAUUAAAAGAUCUGAACAACCCCAGCUGCACUGGAUGGUCAAAGUUCAGCCCCUAUAAUGAGGCAAACAAUUGCGUACUUGAAAAAAGUGACCGAGGUGGGGACCCCCAAGAUUUGGGAGACCAGCUAGCCAAGAGAAAAGGGGAAGGGAACAUCCUCCUCCCCUGCGAUGUGUUGCAAAACGGGAGCCAAAUGGAAGACAUGGUGAUUAUGUUUCACAUUGUGCAGAAGUGGAACGCGAGACAUCUCAAUGUGUGCAGCAUGUUUGUUGAGUAUGUGAAUGUGAAGCUGAGCUGGAUCGGAGAGGGUGGGGAUGGUGGGGACGGCGGCGCUACCAUCCGCAGCAGCAGAAGCAAUCGUCACCGGAGUAGUACCCUUCAAGGCAGUCCCCGUCGGGGCAGAACACCUGCGCCGGAUGUGACCACCCUCCACUGCGAAUCCUUCCAAGAAUUGUUCUACAAUUUCGUCAUUGCGACAAUGUCCCUUUUUUAUUAUUUGAAAAUCAUCCACAUCCCAUCCACCUUUGUGAAGGGAAAAGAAGAAGCACAGGUGUCUCCAUCAUUCAGUUGCAAAGAUUGGGCCUCAACUAGCAGAGACAAAGAGAACCACAUGAUUCGUGCGAAUGCAGAUGGAGACUCACCAAACGGACAACGUCGUCAGAAGGGCGCGAACGUCUUGAGCACGUCGCGGGGUAAACCACUCCAUGAUUUGGCGGAGGGGGCCCAACCGAAUAGCGAUGAGGAGAUUGCCAAACCCCCCAUGGCACACGUAAACGGGGAAGCCGACCAAAAAUACAAAAAUUAUAUACUGGACAUGUUGGGGAGCAUCAACAUACGGAGGUUGAUAUUUGGGCGGGGUAACCAAAACACGUACUCCUUCGAUAUCAUCAACAAGAAUACCUGGUACAGCGUCGCCAAGGAGAUUUUCGAAGCCACGACGCCGUGCAACUUUACGGUUAUCCCGUCGAGUUAUGUGAAUAAUUCAGCUGCGGUUGGAAGCUCAGAAGACUCCGUUUUGUUGAUAAGAAAGAAGCUAAAGGAUACUAGCGAGAGCGUUGAGGAGGGUACCGGCGAAGGGAUCAUUACAGAUAGCAGUAGCACCUCCGCUAGUGGGAAGGAAAGCCCCGCAAAGGAGUCAAAACUCAAUUUCAGUACCAAUUUCGAAGGGGACGACUACGAAAAGUUAAAGAACAAUCUUUCCCUUAUCGAUAAAUCCCUACGUGAGGAAUCCGCCUCGGAAGCGAACACAAAAAUGGAAGACGACAAAGUGGGGGGUAUAAAUCAUGAGGAGGAAAUUACCUUGCAGAUGCCGGAAGAAUACAUGCCCCAAAACAUUUCAGAAGUGUUAAUCGGAGCAGUAGAAGAGGAUCGCUCCUACUCCCUAAACGGUGAUGAGCCAUGUGAUACUUACCUCAAAUUAGGCGAAAUAAUAAACGGGACAAAUGAAAGAACGAUCGAAUUUAGUUUACAAAAAAACAAAGUACUAUGUGUGCAUUUAGAAGCCAUUGGUGGAAAUGGCUAUCUGUGGGCCUUGUUAGGAGUGCAUAAAGAGAAGCCCCAAAUAAACCCAGAGGAAUUCCCAAGAAAAAAAAUUACAAAGUCCUUUUUCACAAACGAAAUUUCCGUCACGCAGCCCAAAGCAAUACCAAAGAACAAGUUAAACAACGGAGGUGAACAUUCUUCCAAUUCAGGAGGGUAUGGGAAGCCUCAUGAGAGUGAACGCUUGGGAGGAUUCGUUGGAGGCAGAUCCACGUUACAGAGCAUGGUGAAGGCACACAAGGCAGGAACUUUUUUCAUCGUUUAUUCUUAUUAUAGACCCUUUGACCCCACUGCCAAUGCGAACACGAAGAUAUUGCAGUUGACUGUGUCGUAA
Plasmodium inui San Antonio 1 is the source of this 5505-nucleotide messenger RNA. RefSeq lists its product as hypothetical. The record is from RefSeq and is a predicted model, not a curated record. The coding region runs from base 1 to 5505 and encodes 1834 amino acids. The transcript has 3 exons. Lineage: Eukaryota; Apicomplexa; Aconoidasida; Haemosporida; Plasmodiidae.